Messenger RNA from Torulaspora globosa, 462 nucleotides. It is a transcript of the gene NCB2, whose product is annotated as negative cofactor 2 transcription regulator complex subunit NCB2. Bases 1 to 462 code for a protein of 153 amino acids. Gene Ontology annotation, biological process: positive regulation of transcription by RNA polymerase II; chromatin remodeling; RNA polymerase II preinitiation complex assembly. Gene Ontology annotation, molecular function: core promoter sequence-specific DNA binding; TBP-class protein binding; general transcription initiation factor activity. The record is from RefSeq and is a predicted model, not a curated record. The transcript has a single exon. Lineage: Eukaryota; Fungi; Ascomycota; Saccharomycetes; Saccharomycetales; Saccharomycetaceae. Gene Ontology annotation, cellular component: negative cofactor 2 complex.
AUGGCUAAUGAGUUGGAAGACGUGUCUUUGCCCAAGGCCACGGUUCAAAAAAUAAUAUCCGAGGUGCUGGAACCGGAUUUAACGUUCAGCAAAGAGGCGCGCGAGAUCAUCAUCAAGUCGGGCAUCGAGUUCAUAAUGAUCCUGUCGUCGAUGGCGUCCGAGAUGGCUGAGAACGACGCUAAGAAGACGAUAGCGCCGGAACACGUGAUCAAAGCACUAGAAGAACUGGAGUAUAACGAGUUCGUACCGUUUCUGGAGCAGCAAUUGGCAGAGUAUAAGGGCUCUCAGCGGAUCAAGGAGAAGCGGGAUGCCAAGUUCAAGAAGUCGGGUCUUUCCGAGGAGGAAUUGCUACGACAGCAGGAGGAGCUUUUUAGACAGUCGCGGUCCAGAUUGCAAUCGAGCGUGAGUGGAGCGAGCAGCGACGGGGGGAGUACUGGGGUAAAGGCCGAGGAUGAUCAUUAA